Molecule: messenger RNA, 3103 nt
Organism: Thunnus maccoyii (southern bluefin tuna)
Lineage: Eukaryota; Metazoa; Chordata; Actinopteri; Scombriformes; Scombridae
Gene: mybpha
Product: myosin binding protein Ha
Exons: 14
Coding region: 1312-2733 (473 amino acids)
Molecular function (GO): protein binding
Source: RefSeq, a predicted model, not a curated record
AAAGGCAUUAUCAUAACUGCGGAAAUCUGUCUUGAAAAUUAACUUGAGUUAGUUGACUUUACUAAUCUCAACUAGUCAACGUUUUUGGUUUAAAGUGUAAUUGGUUUGCUUAUUAAAUCUGAUUAAAUCUCAGUCAUGCAGGGACUUACAAUUAAACAUUCAUAAGUGACUAGAAUUUGGGAGCAUGGUCUUUUCCACAUAAAGCUAUAUGAACAGUAUCAGUCAUACAAACAGUUUUUACACGUUUAACACCCGUUUAACAGUUGGUCUUCUUCUGCAUGCAUCAAUAGUGACAUCAUGAGUUAUCUUGCACUUGAUGAUCAAUAUGGCUCCUGAAAUUUCAAGUAUCCCAGAGAUCCUGCAGGGGUGCAGGGGUGCAGGAUCUCUGGGCGAAUUUAAAGCACAGAAUUCUGCUAUUUAUUGAUGUUGCACUCACAUUCAGCUUGUAUGCUUCAGUACUAACUCACACAGUAUAACUGACCAUUGAUAAAAUAGGUGAAUGCAGCUGACUUUGGCUGGUGUCAAAGGAUACACUAGCCCUGCUCUUUUAACAGACCUGAAAUAUUCUUACAAAAUGUGGUAGUCCAUCACUACAUGAUGUGAAGCUACCAGUGAAGACUAGAAUCUGCUCUAAUGUCACUUCAUCACGAGGUAUAGUAUAAUAUCAACACGAAUCUGUGUCUAUGAAGACAUUCUGGGCAUCAGUGGUUGAACUGUUUAUGUUGCAGGACUGCUGGAGACUGGAAAUAGCAGUGGACUUUAAUUAACUUAAUAGACCACAACUGCUUUUGUCAAGGCCAUUUUCUCCAGAUAUAGAAAUAACUUCUUUACUAGCUGCAAAAAUGUGACUACCCUUGCUGAGGAUAAAUCACAGUACUGUUAAUGCUACCAUUAAUCUGCUUACAUUCACAAUGACACAGCCAAGUCCUGCCCAAGUCCGUGCAGUCUGCGUCUGCAGACACAGUUCCUGUAAGAAGUAAAGGAACAACUUGCAGCACAUAAUUUAUGGGACCUAUACAAUGGCUGCAUUGCUGGACCCACCAGUGAUAUCUACAUCACCACCCAGGUACUGCUAGAUCCAGAGAUCAACCAGUUACUCCCCAUUUGUUCAUUAUUGUUCUACUGGUUUUUGACUUCUCUUACUCUGCCUGUCCUCCUGCAGUAGAAGGCGUCUCUAUUUUAUUACAUUUAAAGACUCUGUUGUUCACCAUUCCUUGAUGGUAAAGUACAUAAGUGGUGGAUGUAGUAGAACGACAGGUAUUGUUUUUGCCUAUUAACCUCAACAUGUAACCCCUAACCUCUGCUGAUACCAUGGCCACUGAGGAAGGAGCCGCCUCAACAACUCCCACAGAGGCUGCUGCUCCCGCCGCUGAAGACGGUGCUGCUGCCCCCGCUGCAGAUGCUCCCGCAGACGCUGCUCCAGCAGAAGCUGCCGUAGUUGAGGAGCCACCCAAAGCGCCCACACCCCCGCCUCCUCCAGCCCCCACCAGCGCUCCUCUGAACGUAUCUGUGGAAGAUGUGAACAACUCCAGCCUCACCAUCAAUUGGCAGACACCCGAGACCAUUGGAGACUCCGGCCUGGACGGAUACUCCAUUGAGUACUGCAAGGAUGGAACAACAGACUGGGUUGUAGCUAAUGAGGAGGUGAUACCAGCUCACCGUUACUGCAUCAAGGAUCUGACAGCCGGUGACCUGCUGCAUGUGCGCGUGAUAGCUGUAAACCCUGGUGGCCGCAGUGAACCUGGUACUCUUGUGGAGCCUGUGCCAAUCCGUGAGAUUGUUGACCGCCCCAAGAUCCGCAUGCCCCGCACUCUCAGAUCUCGCUAUAUCAAGAAGGUUGGAGAGCAGAUCAACCUGGUCAUCCCGUUUCUUGGAAAGCCCAAACCUAUCGUGUCCUGGUCUAAGGAUGGUCAGCCUUUGGAUCCAAAGAGGGUCAACAUCAGGAACAGCACCAAGGACAGCAUCUUGUUUAUCCGUGGAGCUCAAAGAGAGGACUCUGGUGUUUAUGAGAUGGUUGUUAAGGUGGACAGCUUUGAAGAUAGAACCACCCUCACCCUUCAGAUUGUUGAGCUGCCUGGUCCUCCUGCCAGUGUAAAGCUGGUGGACACUUGGGGCUUCAACGCUGCUCUGGAAUGGACUCCUCCCAAGGAUAAUGGCAACACUGAUAUCACAGGAUACACCAUCCAGAAGGCCGACAAGAAGACCGGGGAAUGGUUCACAGUGCUGGAGCACUAUCACAGGCUAACGGCCACUGUCUCAGACCUCAUCAUGGGAAACUCGUACUCCUUCAGGGUGUUUGCUGAGAACCAAGUGGGCAUCAGUGAAAUGAGCGCCAUCACCAAGGACGUGGCCACUAUCCAGAAGACAGGUAUUGUCUACAAGCCUCCUGAGUACCCGGAGCACGACUUCUCCGAGGCCCCCAAGUUCACCACACCCCUCAGCGACCGUGCUGCUACUGUUGGAUACACCACCAAGCUGCUGUGUUCUGUUCGUGGAUCCCCCAAGCCCAAGAUCGAGUGGCUGAAGAAUCAGAUGGUCAUUGGUGACGACCCCAAGUUUCGUCAGAUUGCACAACAGGGCAUCUGCUCCCUCGAGAUCCGUAAGCCCUGCAGCUUCGACGGUGGUGUGUACACCUGCAGAGCCAAGAAUGCUCAAGGAGAGGCCGUGGUUUCCUGCAAACUGGAGGUCAAACAGGUUAUUCUUCCAGAGGCUGACAAGGAGAAGGGAAAAUAAACCAACAACAUAAACAUCCAGAGUGUCGUUAAAGGACCAGCAGAAGUCCAGGUCUUAUGUUUUAAGAUUGUUUGAGGAGGUGAGAGGAAAAGUCAUGGCUGGUGGUGCAGCAGUGUGUACAUAAUGAAGAAAGGAACAAAGCACAACAUACCAACAUCUUCAAUUCUAUUUCCAACCUCACCCACCCGAACCACUCCUUCCAGUGUGCAGGGAGGACCCACCUGACCCAUCCCAGUUUGCAAAUGUUGUAUGUUAUUUUAGUUGGUGACAUGUAUGUAAAGCUAUAUUUACAAUGUUUUUUUUCUGCCUGUGUCCAUUUGCUAUUGUUAUAGUAUAUAACAAUAGCUCAAUAAAACAGUGAAUCCUUGGA